CCAUGAUGAACCGGCUGAUACCGGAAGUAUCUACGUGUUCAUUUUCGCGACAGUUCAAGAAGCAUCUACAAACAGCUAAAGAAACUAGCUAAGGAGUUGGCGCUUUCUCCUGCGAAGGAGUACAGCAAAAACAGCACCAUGUUGCCGACCACCUUGCCGCACAGCAACGGCGCCACCGGCUCUAGGGACGCUGCACGUCACACGGCAGGCGCCAAACGCUACAAGUACCUGCGGCGGCUGCUCCAUUUCAAACAGAUGGACUUUGAAUUUGCCAUGUGGCAGAUGCUUUACUUGUUUACUUCACCACAGAGAGUCUACCGCAACUUCCACUACAGAAAACAGACCAAGGACCAGUGGGCCCGGGACGACCCUGCUUUCCUGGUUCUGCUCGGCAUCUGGCUCUGUGUGUCAACAAUAGGCUUUGGUCUGGUGCUGGGCAUGGGAGCCGUGGAGACUCUGAAGCUGCUGCUGUGGGUGGUCUUUGUUGACUGUAUAGGAGUUGGUCUUCUCAUAUCAACCCUCAUGUGGGUUAUCACCAACAAGUACCUGCUGAAGCAGCCCAGAGGUAACUUUGAUGUGGAGUGGGGCUACGCAUUUGAUGUCCACCUCAACGCCUUCUACCCCCUUCUAGUCAUCCUGCAUUUCCUACAGCUCUUCUUCAUCAACUAUGUGAUAAUAAACACCAACUGGUUCGUGGGAUACUUUGUCGGGAACACUUCGUGGCUGAUCGGCAUUGGUUAUUAUCUUUACAUCACGUUCUUAGGGUACAACGCUCUACCCUUCCUGAAGAACACGGUGGUGCUGCUCUACCCCUUCGCUCUGCUCGUCCUCGUCUACGUCCUCUCCCUCUCUUUGGGCUGGAACUUAACUCAGGGUCUCUGCUCGUUUUACCAGCACAGAGUCCAGUAGGAGCCGUUUGUCUCGGAGGUUGGACACUCGUUGGCUCCAGGCCGACUCAAAAUCUGUUUUCAACUUGCAUGUAGGUGACAACGAAUCCAUUUCCAGAUUCUUCAGGACUCUGCCUGACACGGGUUCAUUGACGCUGGGCUGGUUGACUGUUGCUCGACUCUCAAUUGACUCUGUUGAUUUUCUGUGUGGCUCUCGUGUUGAGCCGGAGCUCCGAAGUCAGUGAACAGUGAUGUGUUUGGACUAGUUGCAGAAACGGGAGGACAGAUGAGAUACAGCUUUUAUUGUUGUUCUUUUUGUAUGAUUUGUAAAUAUUCUGGCAGGUUGUAAUAUAUAUAUAUAUAUAUACAGAUGAUUGUUUCUGAAGAGGUAAACAUUUGCUUUGACUUUUCUUUAAAAAAAAUAAAACCUGCUUAUUGAAGAGAAAAUAGGAAAGUAGAGGAACAUGGGAUGGACACUUUUUUUUUCUUCCUUUUUCUGAAUGAAGUGUACGUUCCAAAGCACUUUCAAUAAACAGUUUUAC
This is a messenger RNA of Cottoperca gobio, 1429 nucleotides long. It is a transcript of the gene unc50, whose product is annotated as unc-50 homolog (C. elegans). Gene Ontology annotation, cellular component: Golgi membrane. Bases 139 to 909 code for a protein of 256 amino acids. The transcript has 6 exons. The record is from RefSeq and is a predicted model, not a curated record. NCBI's taxonomy places the organism in Eukaryota, Metazoa, Chordata, Actinopteri, Perciformes, Bovichtidae.